ACCGGGAAGAAUGCACGUCGCUGUGUCUCCGCCGUCCCUUUAGUUCAGCAACAGAGUGCAGUUUCCUAAACACAGAACGCUGAGUCAUUUCCCACUGCCUUACUGGGAAGGGGAAUUAUUCAUUCAUUUUAAACGCUGCCUCUUCACACCAUGUCGAUGCGAUUGGCGCUCUGAGAGCUUUGGCAACGGGACAGACACCAUUACAGGUCUUUUGAGUAAUUGACGAACCCAACCAUUACCAUGGCAUUGAUCAUCCACAUAUUGGCUGCUGUUUUUGGAAUGGGGUCCUGGAUAGCGAUCAACGGCCUCUGGGUAGAAUUACCUCUCAUUGUGCCAGAAAUACCCGAGGGCUGGUACCUCCCUUCCUACCUCACCAUCAUCAUCCAGUUUGCUAAUGUGGGGCCUUUGUUUGUCACAUUGAUGCACAAGUUCUCACCCAGAAAGCUGAAUGAGUCCGGUGUGAUCUAUGCUAUUGUCAGCUUAGGCAUUGUGGCUUCCUUUCUAUUGCCUUUCUUCUGGAAAGUGACAAGCAUGUUUGCUGGUGCAGUGCACAGCGUGGCACUCCUAGUUUUGGCGUUUUUCCUCUCAUUGGUGGACUGUACAUCUUCAGUGACCUUCCUGCCCUUCAUGACCCGCCUGCAGCCCAAGUAUCUGACCAGUUAUUUCAUCGGGGAGGGCCUCAGCGGACUGGUCCCAGGCCUUGUCGCAUUAGGCCAAGGUGUCGGAGUUGUUAGCUGCGUCAACACCACCAAAAGCACAACUGGCAAUGUGUCGUCAAACUUGACUGGUGAUGGCAGCAACAAUUACAGUGUUGUAGCUCACUACCAGCCAGCCAACUUUCCACCAGAGGUUUUCUUCUUUUUCCUCAGCGGUGUCAUGGCGCUUUGCUUGGUGGCGUUUAUUCUCCUCAACUAUCUCCCACAGUCCCGUCACCAGCGAGCAACCAGCAAAUACGUUAAACAGACAGAGGCUGCCAAUGGAGGGGCAGAGUUGAACAAAAUGGAGGUGGCAGAACAGAGGCCCAUGAUCAGUCCUUCAGACAAUCAACAUGAAGCCAAGGUGAAAGUCAAUUUUGGGACUGGGAAGUACUCAUGCUCGGAGAUGGUCCUGAUCUUCCUAGUCCUGGGAUGGGUGAACGCACUGACCAAUGCUGUCCUGCCUUCUGUCCAGUCCUACUCAUGUCUACCAUAUGGGAAUUUGGCCUAUCAUUUGUCUGCUGCCCUUGGAGCCAUGGCCAACCCACUGGCCUGUUUUAUUGCCAUGUUCUACACAAACCGAUCGCUGACGUUUAUGGGAUUUCUGACAUUAACUGGCACUGGCAUGGGAUCCUACAUCAUGGUCAUGGCAGUCCUGAGCCCAUGCCCCUGGCUGGUUCAGAGUCAGGCUGGCAGUGUUGUCAUAGUCUUGUCGUGGAUCCUAUUUGUUGGAACACUAUCGUACGUGAAGGUGAUGAUCGGCAUCAUUCUGCGUGAUGAAGGUCACAGUGCCCUCGUCUGGUGUGGAGCAGUGGUGCAGCUGGGCUCCAUGUUGGGGGCACUCACCAUGUUCCCUCUGGUCAGCAUCUACAACCUGUUCCAAUCUGGUGACCCAUGCAACACCAAGUGCUUUCUGUGACUGGCACCUACAGACAAAUGGCAAAUUAAAACAAAAGGAUAGCAAUAGACCAGAGAUUAAGGAGAACCUACAACCCGUUUUCUAGUACCGUGGGAAGAUUACAGUUUAGAUUUCAGCCGAAGCUUCUGUCUCAAGUAUUUGCCAUCCCUAGGUAACAGUAGAAUUUACUCAGGUUGGAAGGAUUUCUCCCAGUAUUAUGUGAUAAUUUCAGAGGUGAGAGUGGAGAUCAGCAGGAGCCCCAGAGAUACAAUAAUUUGCUCCCUUCAUGUCUGCAUAUUCAGGAAAGGAUGGCAACUAAAGUGAUACAUUAUUCUUGGGGUGUUUAAUUAUCAGAGAAGGUUUGAAUUCAAGUUGGUUGCUUUGUUCAACUCGUAGAAUGCUAGUUCUUCUGUUUCUGUGGAGGGGAAGUGAAAUUCAAUGGACGACUGUGUGACGAGGGAAGGAUGGAAUCAGUAGAAGAAUCUUUAUGGGACCAUUCUCUUUGGGCAAAAAUGGAAAGUAUUCUGCUCAUAUUAUAAUGCUGCAUAUUUUUAAAACAUAAAAUUAAAUAAGAUAAACUGUACCUUUCGCUGCCUUGGUCUCUGAUUUAUACCUUUCUGUUGCCUUUAUCCCAACUCUGUCAUGUCUGUAUAAGAAAUAUUUAAUGACUCAUCCUCUGGUGCUAGUUUUUGGUGAUUUUAAUUGAAUACUUGACAGAUUUUAUUUCAAACUGGCUUGGUGUACAAACUAUUACACAAUAAAGUAUCUGUCAAGAGCA
Messenger RNA from Rhincodon typus (whale shark), 2371 nucleotides. RefSeq names its product riboflavin transporter 2-like. NCBI's taxonomy places the organism in Eukaryota, Metazoa, Chordata, Chondrichthyes, Orectolobiformes, Rhincodontidae. The record is from RefSeq and is a predicted model, not a curated record. Gene Ontology annotation, cellular component: plasma membrane. Gene Ontology annotation, biological process: riboflavin transport. The transcript has 4 exons. Gene Ontology annotation, molecular function: riboflavin transmembrane transporter activity. The coding region runs from base 241 to 1614 and encodes 457 amino acids.